Molecule: messenger RNA, 4286 nt
Organism: Nerophis lumbriciformis (worm pipefish)
Lineage: Eukaryota; Metazoa; Chordata; Actinopteri; Syngnathiformes; Syngnathidae
Gene: aclya
Product: ATP citrate lyase a
Biological process (GO): fatty acid biosynthetic process; acetyl-CoA biosynthetic process; citrate metabolic process
Cellular component (GO): cytosol
Molecular function (GO): ATP citrate synthase activity
Source: RefSeq, a predicted model, not a curated record
AUGGAGGGCGGAAGACAAAACUCUAAGCGAGCUUCUUCUCCGGGCACGGUUGGUUCUGACUGGAGGCUAAAGCGGAUCCCAGGAAAGCUGACACUUCCCACAGCGGAACCACGAUAGAGUUCACCGAGGACCGUAUUUCAAGCAAAAGCCGACCCUGUCAUGUCUGCUAAAGCCAUCUCCGAGCAGACGGGGAAGGAGUUCCUCUACAAGUACAUCUGCACCUCCGCUCCGAUCCAAAACCGCUUCCGUUAUGCCAACGUCACUCCUGAGACCGACCUGGACCGACUGGCCCUGGAACAUCCAUGGCUGCUCACAGAGAAGCUGGUGGUGAAGCCAGACCAGCUGAUUAAGAGGCGGGGCAAGCUGGGCCUGGUGGGCGUCAACCUGGACCUGAAUGGCGUCAAAAAUUGGCUGAAGCCUCGCCUCCUGAAGGAGACCAUGGUGGGAAAAGCCAAAGGCAUUCUCAAGAACUUCCUCAUCGAGCCGUUCGUCCCUCACAAGCAGGAGGAGGAGUUCUACGUGUGCAUCUACGCCACCCGGGAAGGUGACCACGUGUUAUUUCACCACGAAGGAGGGGUGGAUGUAGGCGACGUGGACACCAAGGCCAAGAAGCUGCUAAUUGGCGUGGACGAGAAGAUCAGCGUGGAGUCGGUCACCAAGCAACUGCUCUCGCACGUCCCUAACGACAAGAGACUGGUGCUGGCCCAAUUCAUUAUGGGGCUCUUUAACCUGUACGAAGACCUGUUCUUCACAUACCUGGAGAUUAACCCACUGGUGGUCACCAAAGAUGGCGUCUACGUGCUGGACAUGGCGGCAAAGAUCGACGCCACGGCAGACUACAUCUGCAAGGCCAAAUGGGGGGACGUGGAAUUCCCGCCACCUUUUGGCAGGGAGGCCUAUCCUGAGGAGGCCUACAUCGCAGAUCUAGAUGCCAAGAGUGGCGCCAGCCUCAAACUGACCCUGCUCAACCCCCAAGGCAGGAUAUGGACCAUGGUGGCAGGUGGAGGAGCUUCAGUGGUAUACAGCGACACCAUCUGUGACUUGGGCGGAGUCGACGAGCUGGCCAAUUACGGCGAGUAUUCGGGGGCGCCUAGCGAACAGCAGACCUACGACUACGCCAAGACCAUCCUCUCACUCAUGACCAGGGAGAAACAUCCCGAUGGAAAAGUCUUGAUCAUCGGAGGAAGCAUUGCCAACUUCACAAAUGUUGCAGCCACAUUCAAGGGAAUUGUUCGAGCUAUCAGAGACUACCAGGUGCCUCUAAAGGAGCACGAGGUGACCAUUUUUGUCCGGCGCGGGGGUCCAAACUACCAGGAGGGUCUCCGGGUGAUGGGAGAAGUUGGCAAGACCACUGGUAUCCCCAUCCACGUCUUCGGUACGGAAACCCACAUGACCGCCAUCGUUGGCAUGGCGCUGGGCCACAGUCCAAUCCCCAACCAGCCUCCCGUGGCCGCCCACACCGCCAACUUCCUCCUCAACUCCAGUGGCAGCCCAUCGACUCCAGCAUCCACCCGAACCGCCUCCUUCUCUGAGAACAGAUGCAAAGCCGAGGGCUCGCCGGCUAAGAAAGCCAAAAAUGGAGCUCCUGUUGUCAAGGCAACCACGCUGUUCAGCAAACACACAAAGUCCAUCGUGUGGGGCAUGCAGACGCGUGCCGUGCAGGGCAUGAUGGACUUUGACUACGUCUGCUCCAGAGACGAACCCUCAGUGGCCGCCAUGGUGUACCCCUUCACCGGAGACCACAAGCAGAAGUUCUACUGGGGCCACAAGGAGAUCCUCAUCCCCGUGUAUAAGAACAUGAGCGACGCCAUGAAGAAGAACGCGGACGUGGACGUGCUCAUCAGCUUUGCCUCUCUGCGCUCGGCCUUUGACAGCACCAUGGAGACCUUGCAGUACCCGCAGAUUCACACUAUCGCCAUCAUAGCUGAGGGAAUCCCUGAAGCCCACACCAGGAAGAUCAUCAAGGCGGCUGACGAGAAGGGAGUCACAAUCAUUGGACCAGCGACGGUGGGGGGCAUCAAGCCCGGCUGCUUCAAGAUCGGCAACACGGGAGGAAUGCUGGACAACAUCCUGGCCUCCAGACUGUACCGUCCGGGCAGCGUGGCGUACGUGUCGCGUUCAGGCGGCAUGUCCAAUGAGCUCAACAAUAUCAUCGCGCGCACCACCGACGGUGUCUUUGAAGGCGUGGCUAUCGGCGGGGACAGGUACCCGGGCUCCGUGUUCACUGACCACGUGCUGCGCUACCAGGACACCCCCGGAGUGAAGAUGAUUGUCGUGCUGGGGGAGAUCGGCGGCACGGAGGAGUACAAGAUCUGCCAGGCUAUUAAAGAGGGCAGGAUCACCAAACCUGUGGUGUGCUGGUGCAUCGGAACCUGCGCCACCAUGUUCGCCUCGGAGGUCCAGUUUGGCCACGCGGGAGCGUGUGCUAACCAGGCUUCGGAGACGGCAGUGGCAAAGAACAAAGCUCUGCAGGAGGCCGGCGCUUCUGUACCGAAGAGCUUUGACGAGCUGGGGGAUAUCAUCAAGUGUGAAUAUGACAAGCUCGUCACCAAAGGAGUCAUCCAGCCUGCACCAGAGCUGCCACCCCCAACUGUUCCCAUGGACUACUCCUGGGCACGAGAGCUGGGUCUUAUCCGUAAACCUGCGUCCUUCAUGACCAGCAUCUGUGACGAGAGAGGGCAGGAGCUCAUUUACGCCGGAAUGCCUAUCACCGAGGUCUUCAAGUCUGAAAUUGGGCUGGGAGGAACUCUGGGGCUUCUCUGGUUCCAGAGGAGGUUGCCUAGAUACGCCUGCCAGUUCAUCGAGAUGUGUCUCAUGGUGACAGCCGAUCACGGUCCGGCCGUCUCCGGAGCGCACAACACUAUCGUGUGCGCUCGGGCUGGCAAAGAUCUCAUCUCCAGCCUCACCUCUGGCCUCCUCACCAUUGGCGACCGCUUCGGAGGCGCUCUGGACGCCGCAGCCAAGCAGUUCAGCAAGGCGUUUGACAGCGGCAUACUGCCCAUGGAGUUUGUCAACAAGAUGAAGAAGGACGGCAAGCUCAUUAUGGGCAUCGGCCACAGAGUCAAAUCUAUUAAUAAUCCAGACAUGAGAGUUCAGAUCUUGAAGGACUUUGUGAAGCAGCACUUCCCCUCCACACAGCUGCUGGACUACGCUCUGGAUGUGGAAAAGAUCACUACUUCAAAAAAACCCAACUUGAUCCUGAACGUGGACGGCUUCAUUGGUGUGGCUUUCGUGGACCUGCUCAGAACCUGUGGUGGAUUUACCAGGGAUGAAGCUGAUGAGUUUGUGGAGAUUGGAGCUCUGAAUGGCAUCUUUGUCCUAGGUCGCAGCAUGGGAUUCAUUGGACACUACCUGGACCAGAAGAGGUUGAGGCAGGGUCUGUAUCGGCACCCUUGGGACGACAUCUCCUACGUGCUCCCAGAACACAUGUCCAUGUAGGACUGUGUUGACUGAAGCUUUGGCAUUGCAUCAAUAUGUUACUAUUACUGUCACUGUAUUGCUUGAAAGAGGUAUGAUUUUUAUUUUUGGAAAUCAAUGACUAGUGAAAACAUGUGGUACUGUGAACAUCCUGUCAGACAAAAUCAGGCUCUGGUUUGUAUUUCAGACCAUUCCAUUGUUGUGCAGCUCUCUUCAUUGUGCCAUUUUCUCUCCAUCAGUAGUUUGUUAGACGGGGUGACCUGUGUAGUGCAAUAAUAUGAACACACACUGUAGAUGAUAGCUUUAUUUAUGCAUAGGUGUCCUUGUCUGUAUUGUCUUGUCUGGGCACGGUGUGGCAAAUAAGAUGGAUGAAAAAUGGACCAUUUAUUUAUGGUCUCAAAUGAUCACACCAAAAUAAUAUGAAAAUACUACAAUGGUAGUUACUACAGUAUCGCUAAUUGGUUUUAAUUUCGGUACAAUAACGGUUGGUUAUGGUUACUGAUGAACGAUGGUAGGUUAUCUGUACUACAGACAGUAAUAAUUCAAAUGUGAAAUGGUACACUACAAUGCAUUUGGAAUAUUUAAUCAUGUGAGUAGUGUAAUCAAUCAAUGUGUUAGUCAACAUCUGUGUUCCGUAUUAUCUAAAAUAUGUCUAUUGUGUAACAGGAAAUAACGGUUUUCUCUUGAGUUGUACCCAAUUUUCAACAACAAACUGUUCAAAAUGGUAUGUUUCUGACGUCACAAACAAUAAAGCGAAUAAGACGUUUAGUGUCGCGAUUGUGUCCGUCCAAAGCUACACAAAACAUGAAUAAGUCACAAUGUACUAUUGUAUUUUAAUGUACGUCUAACAAUAAAAAUCGCUGAAUGGA